This is a messenger RNA of Gordionus sp. m RMFG-2023, 7827 nucleotides long. Its product is annotated as HEAT repeat-containing protein 5B-like. The transcript has 39 exons. Gene Ontology annotation, cellular component: endocytic vesicle; membrane; Golgi apparatus. Lineage: Eukaryota; Metazoa; Nematomorpha; Gordioida; Chordodea; Parachordodidae. The coding region runs from base 89 to 7348 and encodes 2419 amino acids. Gene Ontology annotation, biological process: endocytosis; retrograde transport, endosome to Golgi; intracellular protein localization. The record is from RefSeq and is a predicted model, not a curated record.
ACUUCUGCAAUUAACAUUUUCAGGAUGUUUUAGUGGGCCUAUCAUAAAUGAAUUGAUAGGGAAAGUUAUAACAAGUUUUUUCAAUUCAAUGGAGGAUACCUACAUGCUCUUAGAUAUUUUAAAUAAAUGUAAUGAUAUAUUAAAGAUUAAUAAUGCAGCACAAGGAGUUAAAGAGCAUUUAAUUAAUCCAUCAGUAUCAAAACUGUUUUCAAUCAAUAUACAUAAGCCAAUUGAUUCCAAAAGAUGUACUUUGACAAUUCUUUCAAAUCUUUAUGUUACACUGGGAAAGCUGACAGGAAGAUGCAAUGAAGAAACCUUGUCAAAUAUUAUGAAAUUAUCAAAAUUGAUUGAAAAUAAUACAGCAUUCAUUAAUAAUGUUCCACAACCCAUUUUAAUGCCAUCUUUGAAAAAUAAUAACCUUGUGGAUAAAAAUAAUCAAUUUUCAGCAGAGAUAUUGAAACUUGAUUUAACAUAUGCAUUAUUGCAAACCAUAUAUAGCAUAAUUUCCACUUUGGGCAAACAUAUUCCAAAUCACAUUAUAAAGGAUGUUUAUAAAAGCAUGAUUAUUAAAAAUGACUAUUUGCUAGAAAAAGAAGAAAAUAUUCAGAUUGGUUCUCAAGAUAUAAUGUUAACAAAAAUGAAAGCAGCAGAAUGUAUUCUAGCAAUGAGUGAAAACUUUAGUCCCAUCUAUAUGGCUGACCACGAAAAUUUGAUAGCUACCUGUCUCAAAGCGUUUGAAAAUUCUGAUGCAUUAACUCGAAGUUCCAUAGGCAAUUUGGUAGGAAAUAUUGUUCAUAAGCUUGUUUUCCCAGAUUCUAGAAUGCUGCAGGAAAAUCAAGGCAACAACAAAUGGAAGAUUUUGACGAUCCAGGACGGUUUCAACGUGCUAUGCAAAGCUGUUCAUUCGAAACUCAAUGCCACUUUGGCCAAACUCAAUUCCUCGCAAUCCGCCCUGCCCAACUUUCUUGUCAAAAGUAGCCCAGAUACGACGGAAGCUUCCAUAAUAAGCGCUUACAAAAGCGUGCACGUAGGAAUAAUUUACGCUUACUUCGAAUUCGUAGCCCAGGCGAUAAUAAAUAAUAAUAGUAGUACAAAAAAAGUUGAUGGUGGCAAAACUCAACAUUUAUCUCAAACCUCCUGGGUAGAUACCCAUUUCCCAAUAUAUCUAGAUCACAUUAUACAUGACCAUGUGAUACCUAUCGCACACCGAACCAUAUGGCCGCGGGAUUUAGGAGAAUUUGGACGUCGCUGUGCUAGGGUAUUAUUAAAGAGGCACCUAACAUUAAGGCUUUCUCAAAACGAAGCCAUCUUCUGCUCCACAGCCAUUUUGUCUCGAAUUGAAAAAUUUGCCAUUGGUUCCGAAUUCAGAACUCAUUUUAUGGACGAAUACUCGACCAAUAAUACCAAUUUUAAAAAUAGAAGUUUACCUCGAGCUAAAGAUGCACAAGAAUGUGCAACCAAAUGUGAAGUGCUUUGCCUAUUACUCAGGCAAUUCAACGAUUACAUUAUCGAUAUGGGACCAUCUUUAAAAAAAAUAAUACAAGAUUAUCCUAACGUUCAAUCUCAACCAUGGGCGUAUCUAGCUGGCCACUCAGAUGCCAACGUUUCUUACUUAUCGGUCUUAUGCCUCAAAAAUUGUGUACUAAAUGUUGGUCUCUCUACUAACAUUCUCAAAACCUACGUCAAUUACUACUGGUCACUUUUGCAAAACUAUUCUAGGAGUCCUAAAAAUAGUUCCAACAAAUCACGUAUACCGUUCAAUAGUUGCUUAGGUCAUUCCACGGCAUUUUUAACCCUUUGGGCUCUCUACACAAGUAAUACUUCCAUUGUUCCCCCCAUUCAUUUCAUAACGACCGAUAGUAUAUUGGACUUGAUCGAUUCGCUUCAGGGAUAUAGUUCACGAAAAGGAGGUGAUCCAAUCUCCAAAUUUUAUGCUGAAAAUGAAGAAAUCGUCGAUGAAAAAGUUCUAUGGGAUACAAUUGAGAAGAUUAGAGCGGGUUGGCAAACCCUAAAUUGCGUUAUAAUUACUGGCGAAUCAUGGGUAAAAAGAAAUGUUGCCAAAUUUAUCUCCAUUUGGGAACAUUUUAGUGCUGUUACCCCCGAUACCUUGAAAAAACUUAAAAAUUUACCUCCAGAAUCUCAAAACUGGUAUGGGUUUCUGGAAAAUUUUUGUGGAACGUUAUACACUAUGGAUAAAUUUGUGGAACGGUUCAAGGACAGGUCGUUUAUGCCUGAAGGACAUUAUAAAAGCUUUGCACAUCUAGUCGGUUCGGCUCUGGCUUUUAUUUCUAAUAUUACAGAAACCGUUAGAAAUUUGCCUCCGAAUCUCAUCAUUGUAAUUUGUCGGGCCAAAUCCCAUUUGUUUUCCAUCAUCAAUCAUUUACCACCCAAAACAUUUGAAAAAAGCUAUAAUACCCUGCUAAGAGAGAUUGUCGUUGAAACUUUGCAAUCGGCCGAUUCUUUUUCUUCAUCGUAUUAUCAAAAUGAUACCACUACUAAUAAUAUGAGUAUUCUCUAUCCAGCAUUAUCCUCUCCCAUUCGAUACACUUCAGCCCCACACAUCCCGUCAGCUGUUUCUUGGGGUCGUAUCCAAAACAUAGAUGGGGCUGGUUACGUUGAUAAUGAUCAAAAGAAUUUUGGGAGAAAUUAUAAAAACAACGGGAUCAACGCAGAAGAAAUAACGGUCGUCGGUUGCCAAGAAACUGUAAUUGGAAUAUUGAUGCCAAAGUAUACUGAUACGGGACGGGGACAAAAGCAGGAAUUGGAGAAUUUACUAGAUUCUGAAAUAAUUGUAGCAAAUUACCAUUUGUAUAACAUCGAUUCUUCUCCAUUGAUAUCGAAUUCCAACACAGAUAAAGUAUCAUUAACGGGUUCUCUGACGUAUCCUUCCUUACGAUUAAAUCCUCCGUUUCCCUGUAUCCUAUUGGAUUCAUCGUUGGCUCUUUUCGCUAAAAUAUUUCCUUUCAUAGCCGAUAAACAUAGAUUACAAAUAUUGAAGCACUUCAACUCUACCCCAACUAGGAUGACAUCAAACGCUAACGCAUCGACAGCUUUACCAUCCUCCACAGGUGGUACAGACAAUAAUAGUUUAACUUUGAAUCAAUCGGAACCCAUCGUUAUAACGCUUAUCAAUAUCUCGGUCGCUUUAUUAUUGGCUUUUAGAAACCUAGAAUCUCACAAGCUUAAACUGUGUACUUCUCCAGGUCAAAGUCCCAAAAUAUAUUCUGAACUAAAAUCCGCAAUAUUGGAAUUCGUUACUAAUGCGUUCGCUUAUAAAAAUCGCCUCCUACGGAUUUUGUCAACUCAUCUAUUAGCCAAAUUGGUAUCCAUAGAGAAAGAAAAUAAACUGGCACAAGAUGUCUUUCGAAAUUGUUUGGAAAAGUUGAAAAAUGUGACGGACCCUUUUAUAAGGUCUAGUUAUGCGCUAGCCCUAGGUAUGGUUUACAAAUACGUUGAUAGAUCAUCUGGAGAUUUCAAAUCUGCUAUUAAUUUGCUUGUCACUCUGUCUCAAGACCUGGUUUCUAGCGAAGUCCAGUUAUGGAGCCUGACGGCUUUGUAUCUCGUCUUAGAUAAUAACCAUACCCCUCAAGGCGUUAGAGAAUAUACCGAGUCGCUUCUAAACCACUUUUGCGAACGAUUAUUGAGAGAAAAUUCUAGCAGGGUUUCGAUUAGGACAGCGAUUUGUAAAUGCAUAUCAGCAUUGAUAAAUGGCGUCGGACCGGAGUUGAAAGAUAAUUCAACUUCCAUGAUAAAUAUAAGAUCCCUCUUUUUCACGAUUUCAUCUAUUCUACAAAGGGACCACAUUCCGUCCAUUAAAACUGAUGCCAUUCUUUGCUUGCAACAGCUAUACAUGUUCGUACCUACCCAGCAUUUCCAAAUUUCCGAUAUUUUAAAUUACCUUAUAAAUUGCUCUGCGCAUACAUACCCACCGUUGAGGAAAGCGUCAAUUUCCUUCCUUAAACAGCUCAUUCAAAAGGAGCCAGAGAACAUAUGCUCUAUUCUAGAAGGGCAGAAUAUUUCCACUAGUGCUAAUACUAACGAUGCCAAGAGAAAUCCCUUUGAUUUACUGAAUUUUUUGAUCCGAACUCUCAACAGGGAAAGAGAGGACGCUACAAAAAUGCUAAUUAAAUAUACUAUAAUCAACCUGCUCAACACUCCUGUUUUGAUCGACAAGUAUCUAUCUCAUUGGAUAUCUUUAUUCGGGACGGUAUUGACCUCCAAAAUAUCUAACACAUCCUCCCCACUCUUCGAACUCUCUCAGUUCUCUUCCGCAUCCAUCAACGACGAAAACGAAGAAAAUCAUUUUUCCUCCUCUGCCAUUACCACCACACCUAUAACCAAUGCCGCAUUAAAUCCUGUCAACGAAAAUAUCAAAAGUAAUAUCAGAUUUAAUUCACCUUCAGUGGAAAACGAAAAUUUUUGGGAGAUCAAUGUGAAAUUAUUUUGCGCCGAGAGACUAUUGGCUUUGGUUAAGCAAAGUGAUGGUCACGGUAAAUUCAAAAAAAAUAACUUAACAUUAUCAGGAAAUAGGAGAAACGAAGAAGGAGAUCCUGAUCUUGAUUUGGCCCUUGCCAGGAAAUUAGUCAAGAAAGAACCUAAAAAUGAUAAUUACUUAGUCCUUCAUUUGUCGGAAUUAGUUAGACUUUCUUUCGUAUGUGUUACCAAUACUGAACGUUAUGCUCCGAUUACUGUCGCAGGCCUCGAAAUUUUAGCUAUCCUUAUAAACGUUUUCCAAUACAGUCCAGAUCCCGAUUACGUUUCCGAUAAUUUGAAAAUUUUGAAUACAAUAAAUAUUGACAAAAUUGGUGAUUACUACGAAGAAUCUCAUAAAAAUGGCGGUAAAAAUGAUCCCAACUAUUUAAAUAAUACUAGUGAUGGUAGCAAUACUCACUACUUGCUGGAACAGUAUCAAGCUCAAAUGAGUGCGUGUCUAAGACAAGUUUUUAAUUCUACGCAGCAAGAUACGACCCAUGUAGGAAAUGGUGCAAAUAAUAAUAAUGUUUUUUCUAAUCGCCACGAUAAAUUAGCAAUCAAAGGAGGUGAUGAUGAUGAUUUGGAGAGCAAAGGUAUCAAGUCUUCUUCACCUAUCAUUAACGAUUGCACAAAUCUCGAAAGGGAUUCUAGGGUAUUGGCUAAAGCUAGCCAGGUUUGCAGUUUGUGGGUGUCUGCCGGAAUACGGUACCAUAACGAAGACAUCAAAAAAAUCAGGACACUUUUGCUUGAUUCAUUUUAUAUGCUUAAAAGUUCCUUGAUCGGUCGGGAAGAUUGUUACGCCGUCAUUGAGAAGCUGGCCAUUAUACAAGCAUGGGCCGAGAUAUUCAUAGUUGAAAAUGAAAAACAUGAUUUCCGAUCCCGCGAAAGCUUUAUUCAAAAUUGGAAAAAUGAUAAUAACCAUCAAACCUGUGGAGAAAUUAUUAAUUUAACGUGCAUUUCUCACCAAGAUUUGGAUUACCUCAAAUUAUAUUGGACUAUGGCCCUCAAGGAUUACACUCUACUAAAUCUAUCGAAAGACUUUCAAAAAAGAAUAAAUUUUGCUGACAAGCCCUGUCAUUUUUACACGCGAGAACUGUGCAAUACCAGCUCACUUUACUAUCAAAACGCAUGGCCUACGUUAAUCAAAUCUAUGGCUUAUUACAUUAAGGUCUUCUUGACGCAAGAUUUAAUGACCAAUGACCAAGUUCAAACUAUUUCAUCUAAAGAUGCGAAUAGCGAUUCUCAUGUCGUGUCAAAGGACAGUGCAAAUGAGAGCCAUGAGCAUGAUUGUAAUGAUAGUGACAGGAAAGAAUUGUUGCAUUUAAUUUUGGGAAUAUCCUUGGAAGCGCUUUGCAAUUCCUGUUUAGAUCUUUCUAUCCACGAUAUAAUAAUGUGCUUGGAUACACUCAUCAUCUUAUUCGGAUCCCAACAAAUUAUACGUUAUAUUUUGACUACGGAGCCUGACAUUGUAAAUGAGACCAUACAGAUUUUGCACAAAAUUUCCAUAGCACACAGCUUGGAUACAGACAUUUUAGCUUUAGUCGGCAGGAUAUUAGGUCUAAUAUUUCGAGAAAAUUGGGAAAAUAACGAAUACGAAAGGCAUUCCCACAAUAAAUCCGAAGAAAAAAGUCACGAAAAUUCGUUUAUUAACGUAAACCAUGUCAUACGUGUAUCUGGGUGUAGAUUAACCAUUCAACUCUUGAAAGAUUCAUGGAAAGAUCAUUCAUUGAUGUCUGAAUGUAUGGACGUUUUGGGCCUUUUGGCUUUAAGCCCUGUCACUCAAAAAGGAAAUCUCAUGUCACCUUUCUUGCCCAUCUGUUUAAGCCACCUGUAUGCUCUUUACAAACAACCGAAUAUUGCAAACAUCAAGUCGAAUUGCCUCUCUCAUAUGAUUAACGUUUUGUCCUCAAGCUACAAAAACCUGAUUAAUAAGGGGCACACAAAGUUUCCCGAAAAUUCCCUCGAAUAUGAAAAUAUUCGGGAAGAUUCUGAAAUCUUAAAUGCCGGCACUUUCGGCCAAUUGAAUUUCGUGUUUGAGGCUCUUUUCAAAAACGUUUUGAAGGACAGUCAGAAUCCAAAAUUUGGUCCCGAUACGGCAUUGGAAUUUUUAUUCGAAGCCUCUAAAUUUUACUCUAUCGCACUGCGUAGUAAGGAAGGAAUGGAAUAUAACAUAGAUUCUCGAUAUUUACCCUUGACAGAUUUUCAAGAAGGAUCCGUCUUUAGUAAAUACAUGGAUAUAUUGGGGAAAUUGAUGGACGAAAAUGUCGGCAAACCUUCGUACAAUCAAUAUUUGAUCAUUUUUAGAGGUUUGAUAGUCAAUUGCCCAAUUCCUUUGUCUCACAAUUUUGUUAGAUGUAUUUUACCACAAGUUUUGAAACAUUUUUGGCGAUUUCACGCUAAUAUAGCGUCUUCUACCCCCUACGGGAAAGAAGGAUUAACCCAAAUCGAUUUAUCACUAGACGUUAUGCUAACAUGUUUGGAUCUUUCCGAUAGAAAUGAAAACCAGGCUUAUAUUCACUUAUUGACUGCCUUAAUAUGUCGGAUGGCUGCACAACAUUCCACACCAGACCUUACUUUAAACAAGAUUUUGCUAACCAAGAUAACCCAUUUAGCUAGCUCCUUUCCAGCCCAGAUAAAGGUCAUUCUCAAAUCCGAUCCUAGGCUUAAAGAUAUUUUGGAAACACUCACUGCCGAUUUCAAAAAAAUUGAUGAACACAACCAUGAAGAAAAUUAUAAUAACGAAAAUCGAUCCCAACUAUUUCCGGGAGAUGCAUUUGAAACUCAAAUUGGCGAAAAUAGUCACAAGGAAAAUAAAGCUACUACAAUCACUGGUGUUAGUAUCAAAUUAAAAACCAAUUUUAAUAAUUUCGGUUGAGAUUCAGUGCCUUUAUUUUGACUUCAUUUUCCUCAUUUUUUAUACUUAUUUGGUUUGUUGGAAAAAACUAGCAAGUUAUAUUGAACUAAAAUUAUAAAAUAUUUUAUUAAAUAUGAAGUUUUGGAUAAUAUUUUAUUAACUAGGAAGUAUAAAUAUCAUAUAAUUAUUACGAUAAUAUGUUAUCAAGAAUAUAAAAAAAAACAAAAUAUUAAUUUUCAAGGCUUUUCGCAGAAACUAUUUAUUUAUACAAGGAAAUGUUAUGAUUUGACAUAAUUAUAUUGUACUUGCAGAUUACGGGUUGUCUAUCAUGAUAUCAAGAUCAAGUGGCAUUUUGCCUACACGGCCACGAAAAAAUGUCGAUUUUGAGGCCAUCAGUAUAAAUGAAACAAAAAGGCCGAUCAAAAAAUAAAUAAAUAUAUGUAUCAUUUUUUUAAUCAUAUAUGUUAUGACAUUUCAUCAUAAUCAUAUAAACGGUGUGU